This is a messenger RNA of Eurytemora carolleeae, 2139 nucleotides long. Its product is annotated as dual specificity protein kinase CLK2. Gene Ontology annotation, biological process: protein phosphorylation. Gene Ontology annotation, molecular function: ATP binding; protein kinase activity. The transcript is spliced from 2 exons. Lineage: Eukaryota; Metazoa; Arthropoda; Copepoda; Calanoida; Temoridae. The record is from RefSeq and is a predicted model, not a curated record. Gene Ontology annotation, cellular component: nucleus. Bases 295 to 1548 code for a protein of 417 amino acids.
AUCCUCUUUAGAUUUAAGCCACAAAAUAGAAAUGGCCGACUGCGGAAUUAACAACAAGAAAGUGUCCUCUGUUAAAUUUCUUGUGAAGCCAAAAUUGUGAAGUUUCUAUUAAACAUUUUUUGUUCUUCUCCAUCUAAUCAAGCUAACUAUGGCUUGCGGAAUAAGUUGGUCCUUCAUGUUAUGGAACAUUACCAAAAAACAUUUUAAAAAAUUGGGAAUUUAAUUCCAGUUUUUGACAUUUGAAUUAACUUACCAUCACAUUCUUGGUAACCUUCUGUAUUCCAGGCAAUCAAGAUGCCAAGAAAACGGCGAGCUCGAUCCCCCGCCCCUAAGUUGGGGAAUAUGAAUAAACGUCAAAGGAUGAAUUCUGCUGGAUGUUCGAAUGAUAAUGGUGGAAAUAAUAACAAUGUUACCGCCACUGCGGAAACAGCAAGGAUGAAUUCACGGUUCGGAAUCGGCAAUUUAAAUAAAUAUCCUCAAAUUCAGGAUGAUGACGAGGGCCAUCUUAUGUUCCAAUGCGGGGACAUGCUUCAGAACCGGUACAGACUACUCCAGGUCCUGGGAGAGGGAACCUUUGGGAAGGUUGUCAAAUGCCAGGAUCUUUAUCAGAACAGGAUGGUGGCGAUCAAAAUCAUCAAGAAUGUUAGAAAGUACAAAGAAGCUGCUCGCCUGGAAAUAAAUGUGCUCUCCAAACUGUCUAAGUACGACCCCUAUGGGAAGCAUCUGUGUGUCGCCAUGUUGGAUUGGUUUGAGUAUCAUGGGCACAUGUGCAUCUCCUUUGAUAUGUUUGGGCAGAGUGUGUUUGAUUUUCUGAAGGAUAACGGCUUCCAGCCGUAUCCUAUCAAUCAUGUCAGACAGAUUGCGUACGAUCUUUGCUACUCGGUCAACUUUCUCCACCGAAAUCGGAUUACACACACGGAUUUGAAACCAGAAAAUAUACUUUUCUUUGAUUCAGCCUACUCCUCGGGCUUUGAUUUCGCGUCGGGAUCCAUGAUCAAUCGAGUGCUCAAUCCUGAGAUUCGAUUGAUCGAUUUCGGCAGCGCAACAUUCAACCACGAGCACCACUCAACCAUCGUCUCUACGCGACACUACCGUGCCCCGGAGGUGAUUAUGGAACUAGGUUGGUCCCAGCCCUGUGAUGUUUGGUCCAUUGCCUGCAUCAUAUUCGAGGCAGCACUUGGUAUCACACUGUUCCAAACCCACGACGAUCUUGAGCAUCUAGCCAUGAUGGAACGGGUUCUGGGAGACAUUCCCUCAAGAAUGAUCUCUAGAUCCCGAGUCAAGUAUUUCCGUAGUAACGAUCGUCUGGACUGGGACGAAGGAUCGAGUAACGGGAAGUUUGUGAGGAAAAACUACAAGUCUUUACAUCGGUAUAUCCCCAGGGAGUUUCGAGGGAACAAGGACUGGGAGGAUAUGUUCGAUCUUAUUCAGAAAAUGUUUAUUUACGAACCCUCGAGAAGAUUAUCUCUCAACGAAGCUCUUCGGCACAGAUUCUUUGACAGCCUUCCUGUCACUGGAGAAAGAUUCAGCAAUCGUGCUUCUUCUUAAAUCUGAUGAAACAAUGUUGGAUUGAGAGGAGAGACGAGAAUAUUAACCCCUGAUGUUAGCUAAUCUAGAGAUUUAUGAAAAUUAUUGUGUUACAUCGUUUAAUCCUUUGCUCCACAUAAAAUGUAUUGGAAAAUAGCUAUAAUUGAAGUUUAUCAGUCUGUUCAUAACAGUAAUUCAAGUUCACUUUUCCUUAUUUGAGAACUUUAAAUCAAAUCAAUUAUUCUAUUUUAGUUUUCGUUUAAAAUUCAUUCAUGGUUUAAUUUAAUCGUGUUUCUAACUAUCAGCCUGCAUAAUUAGUAUAUAAGCAGAAAAUCGAUUUUGUUUUACCUUAUUAAACUAUUGGAAAUAAUGAUCCUAAGGGGUUGAUACUUAAUAAACUAGCGAAUGAUACGUAUGUUUUUAAAUCAUUAAUUUAUGUGCUCAAACUUUUAAAUCAAGCUAUCUUAAAAAUUAUUGUCCUAAAGUUCUAUAGAGUUAAAAGUUUGAACUUAAAUGAAAAUUGUUCUAAAUAGUUUUUUCCCAGCAGUCAUUUUAUGUCAACUGGCAGAGAACUUUCUUCGUAUAUAUUUUCAGUCGUCUUCAAUUUUUCAG